This is a messenger RNA of Ciona intestinalis (vase tunicate), 2459 nucleotides long. Its product is annotated as putative cytochrome P450 12a5, mitochondrial. The record is from RefSeq and is a predicted model, not a curated record. NCBI's taxonomy places the organism in Eukaryota, Metazoa, Chordata, Ascidiacea, Phlebobranchia, Cionidae. Gene Ontology annotation, molecular function: monooxygenase activity; iron ion binding; oxidoreductase activity, acting on paired donors, with incorporation or reduction of molecular oxygen.
UUUUCCCGCAACAUUAUGUGAAGAACGAUUUUUCAUUUCAUUUCCGGCAAAAAGUAAAGUUUAAAUAAAAAAAAGUAAUGUUUAAAUUUUUUAAAAUAAAUUCCUUUAUUUUUACCAACAAUUUUAAUUGCCACAUAUCAAUAAACAACAUAAAACAAAAUUCUAUUAAUUGCACUGAACGAUUGUUUAUUAGUUGCAUUGAUGGAUUGUGUAUGAUUAUGGUCAUACACGUUUUGUUGUUUUUGUUUACGGUUCAUAUUUGCGAGAGUCUGAAGUAGCCAAUUUUCUGGUUUUUUUAUCUAUAGUGUACACCGGUAAUGGAACAUACGCAAAUAGAAUGUACAUCAUAUUGUAAGUAGGUGACGUCACGCGAUAUCAAAUGUCGUAAGCUGGCGAACUUAUAUGGGGGAAUUGUUUGACGAUUUCCUUUUUUGCCGCUGGCUGUGGCUAUAAAACGCGACCAACAACCCGCACUAUAUUAGAUUAUCAGAAAUCGACGACUUAUGUACAUCGAAAAUAAGCAAUUGCAAAGCGGUUGAAAAAAAUAUUUUAAAUUUUACCUUUACAAGCAUAGCCCGCUUAGAAUGUCGGUUUGUACAGUUGCUUCACGUGCCAUUAGCAAAGCACAAACAAGUUCGUGCAAAAUUGCAUCGAACCUGACGACCAUGAGCAGUUCUCGGGUAACAGGAAGGAUUUCUCGCCGACAUUCAAGUUUACUGGCUGGUACCAAAGACAUCUCAGUCAUCGCUCAAAAUGUGGAAAUCCCGAAAAGAGAUCAUGUGCACCGCUCAAAGGUUUCCAAUCGGCGAGUCUUUUUUUCAACCUCACUUCAAGCGGGAGGGAAAAGUGGAUGUCCGAUGCACUCCAGAUUCAUAGCACCUACCAGUACAGACCUUAGCAGCAAGAUCGUCAUGGGCACCUUUGGUAUUGGCUGGAGACUGCGUUCACAGUGGCGAGUAGCAGCGCAAAACGUCAAACACCAAAUCACUCAAGCUUUGAGCCUUGGUGAAACGAAGACCAGUGUAAGGGAAGUUCAAAGUUACUCCGAAAUACCGGGGCCCAGAGGCCUGCCGUUUCUUGGUUCAGUUUUAGAAUACACUGCUAUUGGAAAAUUCUCACCGAAGCAGUUUCAUAAAGCGUUGCGAUCAAGACAUGGCAGAUACGGCAAAAUCUUUCGCGAGCGACUUCUCCAAGAUGAAUUCGUUUACGUCUCCGAUCCAAAGGACAUUCGAGUUUUAGUUCAGAACGAAGGUAAAGCUCCUUGCCGACCACAUCUUGAAGCAAUUGUUGCCGGUCGUAAACAACUAAAGCUCCCAGUUGGAAUAACGGCCGAGCAAGGCAAUGAUUGGCUAAGAAGCCGCACAUCCAUAAACGGUGGGAUUUCUUGCCCACGGGCCUUGAAAACAUACCGAGCAGGGCAGCAAGUCAUUGCCGAGGACUUCGUGGAGUUGAUUCGAAACAAACGCGAUGCAACAACGGGGGAAGUACCACAGUUUGAGCAAUGGUUGAACAGAUGGGCGCUUGAGUCGAUUGCAAUCGCUAUGCUAAACACAAGGCUUGGUCUUUUUGACGCUGGACAAUUCAAGAAAAACCGACCCGCCGAAAAACUUCGUGAAUGUAUGGACAUCUUCUUCGAUUACGGCGCACGACUUACAUUCGGUGUCCCGAUGUGGAAAAUAUUCAACACAAGAGAGUGGAAAACAUUCUGUCAAUCUCAAGUCGAUGAAUUUGAAAAUGCUGGAUACUUCGUAAACAAAAAACUAAAACAGCUUAAAGAGGAAAGAGGUUCACAAGAAGCGUCCAAGCAGUCGCCGUCGUGUUUAUUAGAACACCUUAUCAGCAAGAACAGUGAGGUGUCGCAGAUGGAAGCAACCACAAUUUGCCUGGAACUUCUGGCUGGUGGUAUAGACACCACAGCAACAGCAGCAGUGUUUACUUUAUUCGAACUUUCGAGAAAUAAGGAGCACCAAUCGAAGCUACGUGAGCUCGCAAACCAAGAAACCGAUGAAGGCAAAAAUAACUCACAAUUUUCAAGGUAUUUGAAAAGUUGCAUUUGGGAGUCAAUGAGGCUACACCCUCUUACAUACGCAAAUAUGAGGAAAACCGAAACGGAUCUGGUCCUGUCCGGUUACAAAGUUCCCGCUGGUACUACAGUUCGAUACACAUCGCAUCUGAUGAACUUGAAAGACGAGAAAUACUUUCCACAAGCGGAUGAGUUUUUACCGGAAAGAUGGCUUGAUAGAAAAUCAGAAAACAGGUGCAAAGAGCAGUUUACAUUUACACCCUUUGGCCAUGGUGCACGACAAUGCCCUGGUCGCCGUAUCGCUGAGCAAGAGUUGGAUCUUUUAUUUCGUCAACUGAUCCGUAAUUUCAACAUAGAUUACGAACACGAAGAUAUUAAAACAAAAGUCCGUUUGUUCAACGCUGCAGAUCGCCCCGCAAGAUUCUCUUUCACACCA